Lolium rigidum is the source of this 1223-nucleotide messenger RNA. RefSeq names its product myb-related protein Zm38-like. NCBI's taxonomy places the organism in Eukaryota, Viridiplantae, Streptophyta, Magnoliopsida, Poales, Poaceae. The transcript has a single exon. The record is from RefSeq and is a predicted model, not a curated record. The coding region runs from base 197 to 964 and encodes 255 amino acids.
CCCUCCACCCAACCAACCAACUCCUCGUCAUCCUCAUCACCUCCCCACCUCCCGAGAGAGAAGAGAAGCGCCGCCUAGCUAUAUAAACCCGCCCGACUUCACCUCCCCACUCUAGGACGCACGCCGCACCACACGUGAGCUGCCAAGCUUCUACGGUGGAUACAUACACCGAUCGGGUCGAGCACCAGAACCAGCCAUGGGGCGGUCGCCGUGCUGCGAGAAGGCGCACACGAACAAGGGCGCGUGGACGCGGGAGGAGGACGAGCGGCUGGUGGCCCACGUGCGCGCGCACGGGGAAGGCUGCUGGCGCUCGCUGCCGGGCGCGGCCGGCCUGCUGCGCUGCGGCAAGAGCUGCCGCCUCCGCUGGAUCAACUACCUCCGCCCGGACCUCAAGCGCGGCAACUUCAGCCGCGACGAGGACGACCUCAUCGUCAAGCUCCACGCCGUCCUCGGCAACAAGUGGUCGCUCAUCGCCGCCAGGCUGCCCGGCAGGACGGACAACGAGAUCAAGAACUACUGGAACACGCACAUCCGGAGGAAGCUCCUCGGGAAAGGGAUCGACCCCGUCACGCACCGCCCCGUCGCCACGCCCACCGCCGUGUCCUUCGCGCAGGCUGUACUCCCUGAGGCGCCCAAGCCGCCGCCGCAGCUAGUUCUGUCCCCGCCGGCGCCGACGACCGCGACCCCUGCCCCGAAGGAGGAGCAGGCGGAGAGCAAGCCGCCCAGGUGCCCGGACCUCAACCUGGACCUCUGCAUCAGCCUCCCGUUCCAACAGGAGGAGAUACGUCCGCUGCCACCGCCGGCUAGAACGCACGCCAAGCCCGUGAAGAUGGAGCAGGUGCAGGGCGGUGGCGCCCUCUGCUUCCGCUGCAGCCUGGGCCGACCUGCCGAGUGCGUCUGCAGCAGCAACUUCCUCGGCCUCAGGGCCGGCAUGCUGGACUUCAGAAGCCUUCCCAUGAAGUGAAACUAGCCAACAAGGAUUACGAUCCAUCACACGACCUCCGCGCGCUGUAAAUUGUUACUGCUGCCAACUUCUUAGUUUUUAGUCUAGUAGGAAAGAAAAUACAGGGUGAGGAGGAGGAGGAGGCGAAUCAUGCAUGGGCGAGGAUCCGUAGCUCGAUCCUCCCUGCUCUCCUUCGACGACUUGCCCCCAUUUUGUGUAAAAUAUUUACUGCCCCGCUUAUGUCAAGGAUGAAAUAAUAACAAUCGAUGAUCCGUGCAAA